UGUAGUGACAACAAAGUAAAACUAUUAAUUUUAGUACAGUCCGCCGUAAUGUUGCUACGACAUUUUGUUGAAACAUAUUUGCUACUUUCCCCUACAUGUCUGUCUACAAAGGUGCAGCAGUUUUACAAGAAACUGCAUUUACAUUUCUGGGAGUCAAAAAAAACAUUCGAUGCAAGAAGGAAGGGUAUAACACUGCAAUACCGAAACCGAGAUCAGUUCUUGUCCAACAUGUUGCACCCAAGCAAAAACCUCUUUCCUAACAGAGUCGCCGAGUUAUUUCAAGACAAAACAAUUCUUAUAACUGGUGGCACAGGAUUUUUAGGAAAAGUGCUCAUCGAAAAGUUACUGCGGACGUGCUCUUCACUCAAAAAAAUUUACGUAAUCAUACGGGAGAAAAAUGAAAAAAAUGCUACCAAGCGUUUACAGGAAAUUUGUGACGGACCACUUUUUGAAAAACUUCGCCAACAAAAAGGAGCAACUAUAUUUGAUAAAAUCGAGGCGAUUGAUGGUGAUGUAAUUGCACCAGAUUUGGGUCUAUCAGAAACCGAUAGACAGAAGUUGAUCCAAGAAACGGAAAUUAUUUAUCACUCAGCUGCUUCGAUUAAAUUCGAUGAGCCGCUAAAGUCCGCAGUUUUGCUCAACGUUAGAGGAACCAAAUCGAUGCUGGAACUAGCUGAAGAAUGCAAAAAUCUUGUGGUCUUUUGUCACUUAUCCACUGCCUAUUGUCACGAAAAGCAAGAAGUCCUUCUGGACACUUUGUAUCCACCACCGGCGGAUCCUCACUGCAUGAUAAAAUUAUGCGAAUGUAUGAAUGAAGAAACAUUAAGUGCCAUUGACAGCACAAUUCGAGGCUGGAGUGCUAAUAACUACACUUUCAGUAAAGCUCUGACUGAAGCUUUAGUCGAAGAAAAAAUGGACAAACUUCCCGUCGUCAUCCAGCGACCAACUGCAAUUAUUCCUACGUGGAAAGAGCCAAUUCCUGGAUGGACUGAUAACAUAAAUGGACCCAUGGGACUUCUAAUUGGUGCAGGAAAAGGAGUGAUAAGAACAAUGUACGCAAAAGACGACGCCAUUCUGGACUGUUUACCCGUGGAUAGUGUGAUAAAUCUUCUAAUCUGCAGUACUUACGAUUACGUCACUUACAGAAGUCGCAGAGUGUACAAUCUAACCAUUUCCAGAGAAGUCAAAGUAACAGCCAACAAACUUUUGGAAACAGGCAGACAAGUUAUAAACACAAAAAUACCUUUCGAUAUGGUUAUUUGGUAUCCAAAUGGGUCUUUGAAAAGUUCUCGUCUGUCACACUAUAUCCAUUUCUUGUUGUUUCAGUUAUUACCCGCAUUCUUUAUCGACGCAAUUUUUUUACUAAUCGGUGUAAAACCCUUCUUGAUUAGAGUUCAAAAAAAAGUUUUGAAAGGCUACCAAAUUUUUGAAUACUACGUUAACAGAGAAUGGGAUUUUCGACACGAUAAUAUGAGCAUUUUUAGAGAUUACUUAAAUCCGAGGGAAAGAGAAGAAUUUAUAAUGGAUCCCGAAGGUUUUGAUUUUCACACAUACAUAACAGAUUGUAUGUUGGGAGCUAGACGUUAUAUACUGAAAGAACCAGACGAUGGUAUUUCAUCAGCUCUGAAACGAAUGAAAAUGUUGUGGCUCUUGGAUAAAGUUUGUAAAAUCGUUUUUACUACAGGAAUUUUGUAUUAUAUGUGCAAAUUUUUUCUAUUUAUAUAUUCCAACAAGGUUAAUUAAUUUUCUAUUCAACACAAUUUUAGAUGGUAUAUACUCUGUCCACUUCACUUGUACCUCAUAAAAUUAUCUAGAGGUUUGAAAAUUUCAUUCUACCCUAUAAAAUGUUAUGGCAAUAAGGAGACGGACAGUAGUACAAUAGCAAGAGAUAUUUACAUAAAGUUGUCGCUUGCCGGUAAUCCCCAGAUGUUAGAAACAGAAUAAUUCAUGUCCGGACAGCGCCCAUCGUUACUCAUGAGUACAACUACCUUACCAUUGUACCAUUGUCCAUCUCGUUAUCGUCAAUAAAAUUUUAUAAGGUAGAAUGAUAAACGUUGAAUUUGAAUGAGGUGAAGACGUCAGUCAUAAAAAUGUGUAACUUUAAAAUUAAAUUUGCAUCAUUUUUUGUACCAUAUUAGCUUCACAACCAGAGCAUUAUCAACUAUAAAAUUUUAUAAGCAACAAAUAAAAUGGACAGAAUAUACAUAGUUAACAAUAAACGUAAAAUAGCAAAAUAUGUAACGUAUU
This is a messenger RNA of Zophobas morio, 2247 nucleotides long. Its product is annotated as fatty acyl-CoA reductase 1-like. NCBI's taxonomy places the organism in Eukaryota, Metazoa, Arthropoda, Insecta, Coleoptera, Tenebrionidae. Gene Ontology annotation, cellular component: peroxisome. Gene Ontology annotation, molecular function: alcohol-forming very long-chain fatty acyl-CoA reductase (NADP+) activity. The record is from RefSeq and is a predicted model, not a curated record. Bases 49 to 1743 code for a protein of 564 amino acids. Gene Ontology annotation, biological process: long-chain fatty-acyl-CoA metabolic process. The transcript has 8 exons.